GCAGAGAGGCACGGAGACGCAGCAGAGAGCAUCAAGGCGACUUCAUCUGGGAACGAAUCAAUAAAACAAGUUGGAAAAGCAGGGUUACACGGAGGAAAAAAACAACAAAAAAGCACAUCGGAAGAGGUAUUUUCUGCACGGACAUAAAAUGAAAGGGUUACCUGGCUGCAUUUUGGAUUUGGAGUCUUUUAUUGCACCGCUGCGACUUUGACACAAGAGUUCCGCAGUCUCUCUCGGAGUUGUCUGUUGGGCAGGAAUUUCAGGCAACACUAAAUCAAACUUGAGUUGGACCUCCAGGAACAUUGGAAAGGAAGACACAAAAGCACCACUGCCACCAUGGACAAUGAACAGUGCUACUACAACGAGACCAUCACCUUCUUCUACAACCACAGCGGCAAGUACCUUGCCACCGACUGGGACACCGUCAGCAGGCUGGUGAUGGGCCUGGGCAUCACCGUGUGCAUCUUCAUCAUGCUCGCCAACCUCCUGGUGAUGAUCGCCAUCUACGUCAACAGGAGAUUCCACUUCCCCAUCUACUACCUGAUGGCCAACCUGGCGGCUGCUGAUUUCUUUGCCGGACUGGCCUACUUCUACUUGAUGUUCAACACGGGGCCGAACACCAGGCGCCUGACCGUGUCCACGUGGCUGCUGCGCCAGGGCUUGAUCGACACCAGCCUGACGGCGUCCGUGGCCAACCUGCUCGCCAUCGCCAUCGAGCGCCACAUCACCGUGUUCCGCAUGCAGCUGCACACGCGCAUGAGCAACCGCCGCGUGGUGGUGGUGAUCGUCAUAAUCUGGACCAUGUCCAUAGUCAUGGGGGCCAUCCCCAGCGUGGGCUGGAACUGCAUCUGUAGUCUCGAGCACUGCUCCAACAUGGCGCCGCUUUACAGCAACUCCUACCUGACCUUCUGGGCGGUGUUUAACCUUGUGACGUUCGUUGUCAUGGUGACGCUCUAUGCCCACAUCUUUGUCUAUGUGCGCCAGAGGACCAUGAGGAUGUCGCGGCACAGCUCCGGGCCACGGCGCAACCGAGAUACCAUGAUGUCUCUGCUGAAAACCGUGGUGAUUGUGUUGGGUGCGUUCAUCGUCUGCUGGACUCCCGGCCUGGUCAUCCUCCUCCUCGACGUCUUCUGCGUCAACUGCAAUGUCCUCACCUAUGAGAAGUUCUUCCUGCUGCUCGCCGAGUUCAACUCGGCCAUGAACCCCAUCAUCUACUCCUACCGCGACAAGGAGAUGAGCGCCACCUUCAGGCAGAUCCUGUGCUGCCAGCGGCAGGAGAACGUCAACGGGACGGUGGCGGAGGGGUCCGACCGGUCGGCGUCGUCCACCAACCACACGGUGCUGAGCGGCGGAGCGCACCACCAUCACCACCACCACAACAACGAACACUCGGUGGUAUAAAAAGGAAGGGCUGGACAUCGCGGGGAUUAAUCCAGCCACUUGAAGGAGGUUAAUCUGUGUUGGAGAUACUGACUGAGAGAAGGUGAACGGGAAGGCUUGAGGGGGACUGCGAACAUGAUACGAACUAAAGACAGUAAGGUGAUGACUCGGAGAAUGAAGAUUAGAUAGAUGAGUUGAUGACGAGCUGGAUGAGAUCGCAGCGAAGAAGAUGGCGUCUACGAGGACUCUGAUAGGCUGUUAGUAUUUCUGCUUAGUUGUUUAUUAAUUGUUUUGAAUAUGUUGUCACGGACAACGCUGGUAUGAACUAUUUAAAAGUAAUCUGUGAAAUGAAGGUAAUGCCAGUACUCCAGUGUUCUUUAACUUUGUAUCCUGUAAUUUCAGACUUCUUCCCCUCGAUCCCCAUUCUUAAGAAAGAUCUUGUUACAUCAUACAGACCUUUUACAUUCAGAUAGCAUUACACUACCAUUGGGGUGUUACUCCACAUCCAUUGGAGGACUCUUUUCCAACACUAUUCUUUCUUUUUUCCUUUAUGUUUGGGAGAAAAGACCUUACAUUUUGAGAAACACAAAAGGCUGAUUUUUUUUUCUCGAUAGUAUUUGGAUCCAUUUCCAGGGUUUUGACCUUUCCAAAAUGCAGGCCAAAGUGAACCAUUUAUGUGACAUCUUGCUGAUGCUCAUAAGAUAAAUGAAUAUAUCAAUACUGACAUGUUUGAUAUGUUUAGCGACUUACCAAAAAUGACCAUUAUGGAGUUUUUAAGUCACCAGAGCUGUUAUUUAUUUCUGCAGCAGAUUCCUCAAUCAUCUUUCAAUGACAAGAGACCUUAGACCAAAACUCAUCAUUCCACUGAUCCCCAUCUCCCACUGAUAAGGCUUUAGUGAAUCCAGUUUCUUCCUUCAGUCCAACUUAAAUACAAGAGGCGUCCAGGAUCUGUUGUUUGUUCCCUCUGAGGAAUUAGAGACAAGUUGUUCCAGGGAUCUCACUAAAAAGGGGGAGGAUGUUUGCGGUUUUAGAACAGGCUCUGUGCCACGGUGUUAUGUGGAGACACGGUGAAGGUCAUCUCUGCCGAGUGUUAGCAGACUUCGGGUCAUGACAUGAAAUGCGCUGAGUUGUCUGCCUCUCGUGGUUUUACGAGGCGUCUCCACGAGGCUGACUGAGGAAAAAGUGAAUGUGAAAGUAGAGUUUGAUGUUUACUCGUUGUGAGAGGUGGCAAGAUGGGCCGUCACGUCUUCUUAUAGCAGGGACAUGAAGUUAAAAUUGGUGCCUGCCUGAAUUUGUACUUGACAAACUCAACUUUGCCACGAAUGAGACAGAAGUAACAGUUUUGACUGCAAACACUGACCCGCGAGUGUCACGACAGUCCAUAUAGUUAUAUAUGACAGUUACAUUUCAGGCUGGACCAAAGAGGUCGACUGACCCACAGAUCAAUUUUAUUGCCACACAUAAAGCCACAGUGCUAGCUUGGCCAAUAAAAAUGCAGUUUGCAAUCAGGAAAAAUUUCCGUUUGUGAAUUUCCUCAUUUUCAUGAAGUUCUCUCCUACAGUACCACAGUACCCUGCUUUAAAAACACUCAAAGGAAAGUGUGGAAAUAUUGUUCCUGUUACCAGAAACUGAAUGUCAUGUACACAUUUGUUUUUUCUGCGACAGUGUUAUUGGUGAUAUGAAGUAAUACAGAUGUCCAUCCAAAAUAAUAUAUGACGUUUUGUUUAUGUCACUAUAUAAGAUGGUUGAAGGUAUGAUGUUUUUCAGAUUUAUUUUGUGAACCAGUCCUUAUUUGGAAAUGCUGCAGAUACAAAUAAUCCAAACCUUUUUCUGAACCCCUGCCUCUGUCUCCUCACUGUCCCUCCUCGUGGCAUCUUAAACAGGGACAUGCCAUGCGUUUAAAGUGUCCAAUUGAUUUAAAGGUGCAGUGUGUAGGAUUUAGCUCCACCUAGCGGUGACGUUGCAGACUGUAACUGACUGAAACUUCUCCCCUUGUGCCAAGCGUGUAGGAGAAAUUCAGUGGCUAAAUGACUUUAUCUAGAGCCAGUGAUUGGUUUGUCCACUCUGGGCUACUGAAGAAACACGGCAGCUUACUGUAAGGUGGCACAUAUUAUAGAUUGGACUCAUACGUAUCCGGGUGACAGGCAUAAAGUGGGGUUCUGAUCAUGUUGGUGUUUAUCGCAACAACUUUAUGGACUUUUAUACCACAACACAACAUUAAGCAUAUUUGGUAGUCUUAUUCUUUUUAAAGGGGCACUGACAACAAUGACGUCUCAUAGUUUACUCUUAAGAUAAUACGCUUGUUAAAUGAUAUCUUAUUGCCUCAAGUGCACUCCUCCACUGUCUGCUAUUAACUUGAGAUUCAACUGAAGUCAGCCAGCCUAGUGAUGCUGUGAUGUACGUUGUUAAAAAUUACCAGCUGAAUUUCGUCGUGACUCGACACAAAACACAUUUUGGCCAAAAUACACAGACAAAAGUCCAAACAAGCGAACAGCCAGAUGUUUUCCAGGAAGCAAGAUGUUUGUCAGGGAUUUAAGCUGCAGCUGAAAUGAAGUCAGCUGGUAUUUGUGUGCCUGUCAGAGUUGGUCAAAAUGUCGCCCUGUUUAUGAGGCAACUUAAGUUCUUUUAUCCAGAAUUAUGAUUCUAUUGUUCACUGUUGGCCUUUUAUCUACAAGUUGUGCCUUUCCACUUCAAAAAAAAAAAAAAGAAACAAACUCAAAAAUUCUAAGGCAACAAUGUUAGAUAUUUUCUUCUUAGACAAUUCAACCGAAUUCCUUUAGUUUUGCCUUUGAGCUGUUGCAUCCUUUACUUCUUUUAACUUCACAACAGGCCUCAAUAGACUAACAGCAGCAGUUGCAGUGCCACUCAUUGUAUCGUUGACCAAACUUUGGCAUUCUUUGGCUCUGGACCCAACCCUGCAUAUUUGACAUUAACUGUAACCAUUUUUCAAACAAAGUAAUGCUUCAGGUUAUAUCGCAAACCAACUAAACUGUCUGUCUUCGUAUGCCUCUGUUUACCAGUGUGUCAUUAUUUUGUACACUGUUGUAAGUAUAUGUGUACAGUAUGUAUGUAUAUAAAAUAUAUUAUUCAAAGUUAAUCACCAAAGGGAAAGCGUUUUUGUGUUUGUAAAUUUAAGUGUGUUAUAAUCUGUCCAAACGUACUGUAGGAUUUUGUUUAUGGUUAUAAUGUCAUGAGCUCUAUUGUGUUGUGAGCCUAAUUAAUGCAUUUCCUGUUGACUAUUAUGGUUAUUAACUUGUUUGUGACCCAGAACUAGAUAUCUAUGUGUGCAGUGCCUUCCAGUCCUCCUCCAGAAAGAGUAACUUAAAACCAGGCUCAGAAGCAGUGUUUCACAGCCCUCUCUGGUUUAAAGUGUGCCUCUUUGCACCUGUAACCACACCCAUCUGUGAUGUCACAGUGUCCUAGAGUACGCUUGUACAUCACCGCAGCAAUGUGGGAAGUUGAACCAGUGGCGGUGAGCGAAUACAAGAUCUUCCGGUGGUUUUAUCCUACUCUUUAAUUGCAUGUUGUUUUACAAUUGCCUUAAAGUACAACAAAGAUUAAUGUCAGUGUUACUUUUACAGAAAGUAUAGUGCACGGUUUCUACUUUUAUUUUCAGAGCAUGACUACAAACUCAUGAAUACAGAUGGUUUUGUUUUUAGUGUGGUAUGAUAAAAAAAAAAAAUCCAAUGUGGAGACACUGAUUGAAAAUUUAAAGUGAUCAAUUUAAAUUUUUUUGUCUUUUCGUUUAACAUCAUUCUUUAGGGCAACGUUCCCUGGCGGCAUAUGUCGCAUGUCAAAACACUUUCACCCAUAGAUUUCCAUGUAAGUCCACAGCCUAUUAUGCAUGUCAGGGUAGGACAAUGUCCUUUUCCCAGCUUCAACAUGCGUGACCUUUCCUGAAAAACAGUUUUAUCACAUUAGCUCCCCAGGUUAGCACAUUCCUGCCAUCAUAUCCAGACUACUUCUGUCUGAAUGUCCAAUGUUUGCUAUGGGCGGUGUGUGUUGAACUCGAUAAAUGUUGUCAUUUUCAUACCAAAAACUGUUCACCCGAAAGUGUAUUCAAAGAAUGGCGAUAUGUACGUUAUCAGGAGCAACCGUCGGGGUCUUCCUAACUGUCUAAAAGUCUGUUCUUCCAAAGUGACACAUUGCUUUUAAAUGUUUUUUUGUUGCCAAGCCUCAGAUUAAACAAACCGUGUACCAGUAGUUUGUAGAAAGUAAGUGUGACACAGACGUAAACGUGAUUUCCAUACUAUCUAUACUGUACGGGCCAAUAUCAAUGAAUGUCCACCCAGAGUCAUAGUGUUGAUAUCCCAGCAACAAUAAAAACAUGAGAAAAGUCUGAA
Anarrhichthys ocellatus (wolf-eel) is the source of this 5723-nucleotide messenger RNA. It is a transcript of the gene lpar1, whose product is annotated as lysophosphatidic acid receptor 1. NCBI's taxonomy places the organism in Eukaryota, Metazoa, Chordata, Actinopteri, Perciformes, Anarhichadidae. Gene Ontology annotation, cellular component: membrane. Gene Ontology annotation, molecular function: lysophosphatidic acid receptor activity. Gene Ontology annotation, biological process: G protein-coupled receptor signaling pathway. The coding region runs from base 337 to 1401 and encodes 354 amino acids. The transcript is spliced from 3 exons. The record is from RefSeq and is a predicted model, not a curated record.